AUGGCCGCGUCUUCGCUGCGCAGAGGCGCCCAAUCUGCCGCGUCGUCCUUGUCCUCCGCCUCUGCUGAAGUCACACGCGCGGUACUCAACCUCCCUCACACCUAUAGCGAAUACGUCUCAAGCAACCCAUCGUCUGUAUCUAGCGUUGAAUCCUCCAUCCGAUCCCUCACAUACCUUUUACCUGGUGUACGGUUCCACGACACCGAAAUCGCGGCCGAGUCGGUCAACACCUUCGUUCAAUUGCUUUCCAUUUAUCACGAUCACCUUCUAAAGAAGCGCGCCGCUUUCGUCGCCUCGUCACCUGCCCUUACCCGCGCAUACAAGACCAAACAGCUUCAAGCAAAACCGUCCCUCCAUGCAAAAUAUACCUCGUAUUGGUCGACAUCAUCAACGCUCUACAGCAAGAUUGCCACAUUUCUUCGAGUGGCUGAGUAUGUGCAGCUGCUCUGUGAGAUGGUAGCACGUCGACAAGGCGGUGAACGCGGACGUUGGCGUAUUGUCGUCAUAAUUGAGACUUUCAAGGCGACCUGUCGUCUACUGCUCAUGCGCUUGACCAACGCUCGUAGCCUCGUUUCGCCGCCAAUGCCCGAGCGUCAAGACUUUGCUCCUCCUGAGCCCGAACAGCCCGAUGAAGAAUUCUCAGAGGAUGAGCUGAAGAUGGUGGAUGAGAACGAACCCUUCAGUUCGAAACAUGUCCUUCGCGACAAUGGUGUGCCAACUCCACCUCUCUCUGAUUCCGGAAAGCUUCCACAAAUCUCAGUCAGCGAUCCGUUUUCCAUGCCACGCACCGGCGUGACCUUGCCAACCCUUCCAGCAUCUGAUUCAGUCACAUCAUACCUACUAUCUCAUGUCUUAACUGCCGAUGAUGUCAAACCUGCAUACCAAUUACUACGACAGCUUGCCAACCUUCAGACUCAGGCGGCAGAAGUCCUCUACAUCAUCCGACCACUGGUAUACGCAGUUCUCAUGCAGCGCAUUGCUCGCACCUAUGGCUACGAAGGCACCAAAUGGAAGAAAAAUUGGACUCCAUGGCUGGUAGGCUUUGGCAUGGAGUAUGUCGCUCGUCAGCUGGCAAAGAGUGGAAGGAUAGGUCCCGGCGACGGCUUCUCAAGCGAUCUGGAGCGUGAGGAGUCUAAGAAACGAAAUGUGGAAAUGACCUGGUGGAUGAUGAGAGGCGCCUUCUACGAGAAUGUUACUAGACGUUACGUUCAAGGCGUCAAACAUGGUGUCACCAAAGUGCCUAUCGUUGGCCCGUUGGUGGCUGGCAUAGUCGAAGACUACGAUAUUUUGUGGGGAGACUACCAUUUCGCUACCUCGACGCUUUGA
Molecule: messenger RNA, 1326 nt
Organism: Cyphellophora europaea CBS 101466
Lineage: Eukaryota; Fungi; Ascomycota; Eurotiomycetes; Chaetothyriales; Cyphellophoraceae
Exons: 1
Coding region: 1-1326 (441 amino acids)
Biological process (GO): peroxisome organization
Cellular component (GO): peroxisomal membrane
Source: RefSeq, a predicted model, not a curated record